Molecule: messenger RNA, 1958 nt
Organism: Humulus lupulus (European hop)
Lineage: Eukaryota; Viridiplantae; Streptophyta; Magnoliopsida; Rosales; Cannabaceae
Exons: 5
Coding region: 1058-1831 (257 amino acids)
Source: RefSeq, a predicted model, not a curated record
UUUAGUGAUGUCUUAUCUUUCUGGUUGUUCUGUUGUAUUAUUUAAGUGCAAAUGGUUUGACACUAAUCGGUCUUCAGGAUUAAAGUUUGAGCAAAACAUAACGAGUAUCAAAACCAGUUCGGAGGCCUUCAAAGAUGAUAAAUUUAUCUUAGCAACUCAGGCUAACCAAGUUUUCUACAUUGAAGACCUUAAAAAUAAAUCUCAUUGGAAAGUCGUCCAAGAAGUGCAUCACAGAAAUGUGUGGGACAUCCCACUAGUUGAAGAACAAGCGGAGGAUGUAGAAGUAGAUGUUAUGCACGACACUAGUUCCUCUAAUUUCCAAUUAUUCGUUGAUCUUGGACCGUUGCCACAAAUCAGCUUUGAACGUACGGGGGCUCCAUUACAAUUUGUUGAGAUAGAUAAUGUUGCAAUUGAGGAGGAGAGGGAGGAGGAAAUGGAAGAAGAAGAGGAGGAGGAGGAAGAGGAAGUGGAGGAGGAGGAGGAGGAGGUUGAAUAUGAAGAUGAUGAAGAGGAAGAUGAACACAUAGAAACCGAUGAUGAUAGUGAAGAUUAUUAUAGUGAUAAUUAAGUGAUAUGGCUGAUGUUAUUGCUCAAUCUCACGGGGGUGAUGGUGGAGGAUGCGAUCCUCCACGUGGACCGGCAGAUAUCCCAGCUGAUUGUGAACGAGGUAAUAUUUUACACAUUGAUAUACUCCUUAAAAUUUAACAAUUAAUCCAUAUUAAUUUUAAAAUAUUGAAUUUGCAUACAAUAGCGCCUCCAAGUAAACGUGGACGCCAUAAGGGAUUGAACACGCGGGAAAAGAGGGAACAGUUGGGGCGUCCUCUCCCUCUCGAGUGGGAUGUGCGGGGGAGAACAUAUAAAGAGAUCGGAGAGUACAGCUCAAAUUUCUCAAGAGAGCUCGGAUUACUUGUUCGACAGUACACAGAUCCGGACUGUCCUCAAUGGUCAAAAGUACCAAAUGCCUCGAAAGAAAGAAUACUUGCACAUUUGGAAGUAAGUAGUUUAUGUAUUUUUAUGUUAAUUCUCAUUUUAUGUUAUAUAUGAUAUUUACUAAUAAAUGUUUGUAAAUUAUGAUGAUUUGUUUGAUAUUGGGCGUACUAGAUAUGGAGAAGGGCAUAUGCCUGGGAUCUUGAGAGGCAUUGAUACUUCGUGUGCUAAAAAGUAUUCUGACUGGAAGUACGAUAUUAAAGAGCACUUAACGAUUAAUGGGCCACAAAAUCGUUAUGGUGGUUGCACGGAUACGCAGUGGCAAAAAGCAAUUGAUUUUUUCCGUCGCCCAGAAAUUACGAAACGUUCUGUGGUCAACAAGGAAAAUAGAAAGAAAUUGAAAGAGCUUAGCUAUGGAGGUUCUCAGUCAAUCCCAGCCUUACGCUAUAAAAAGCGCAAUUUAGAGACUGGGCAACUUGAGUCCAUCCCGGAUAGCUGGAUGGAUACUCACCAUAAAUCAGGCACAGGGUGGGUGACAGAGACAGCAAAAAAUACUUGGGAGGAAUUGCGUGCAUACCGCGACACACAGCAGACACAGGCAACUGAUACUGAGAGUUCCACACCAGUUUCGAGUGCGCCUGAAGAUGAAGACAUAUCUUUGGUACAAAAUGUCUUCGGAAAACGACGGGGCCACCAGAAAGGAUAUGGACGUAUCCUUAACAUAAGGGACCGAACUCCAUUUGAUUUUCGUCCUUCACAAACUAGAGAUGAAGAGUUGUCUGAGAUGAGAGAGCGUCUUCGACAGUUAGAGGAGCAUGUCCGGACUCAUUGUAUCACCCCGGGAUCUCAAUCUGCCCCACCACCACCACCCGAUGAUCCUGAUGUUGGAGCACCGACUCAGUAGGACUUAUGUAUGAAUUUUAUUACAAUUGACUAUUACAUUAUCAUGUUUAAGACAAGUCUUUAUUUUAAUUCAACGAAUACACUCUUAUGUUUUUAUUUAUAUCUUUAAUAUAAGUGUUUUAAUUUUA